AUGUCUCUGACUGUGAGGUUCUUCUGUUACGGAGUCCUCCUGACCUCGCUCACCUGGUCCCUCCUGCUCCUGCUCUACUUCCACCUAAGCUCCUCCCACAAUCGCAGCUCUCAACCAAUCAGUGGCAUCCUAGACCGGAGAGGGGCGGGGCCACGGGCUGCACCAGCCAAUCAGGGAGCGGAGCAGUCAGCAGAGAUGGGGAUGAUUUUUAAUGAGCGCGACCAGGAAGUGCGAGACAGCGGUUACCAUAGACACGCCUUCAAUGUUCUGAUCUCCAACAGACUCGGACCACACCGACCAAUCCCAGACACCAGGGGGCCACAGUGUGCUCAGCAGUCCUUCUCGCCCUCUCUGCCCUCAGCUUCAGUUGUUAUCUGCUUCUUUAACGAAGCCUUCUCUGCUCUGCUCCGGACCGUCCACAGUGUCCUGGAGCGAACCCCUCCCGAGCUGCUGCACGAGAUCAUCUUGGUGGAUGACCACAGCGAGCUCGAUGACCUGAAGGGAGAGCUGCAGCAGUACGUUUCUUCUGAGCCCAGAGUGAAACUGGUGCGAAAUGAGAAAAGAGAAGGACUGAUCCGUGGGCGCAUGGUCGGAGCACAGCACGCCACAGGAGAGGUCCUGGUCUUCCUGGACUCUCACUGUGAGGUGAAUGUGCUCUGGAUGGAGCCACUGCUCUCUUUGGUCUCCACUGAUCGCAGGACGGUGGUUUGUCCAGUCAUCGACAUCAUCUCAGCGGACACUCUGACCUACAGCCCUUCCCCCAUUGUGAGGGGUGGGUUCAACUGGGGACUGCACUUCAGAUGGGACCCAGUUCCACCGAGCGAGCUGGGAGGGGCCACCAAACCCAUCAGAUCUCCUACCAUGGCUGGCGGUUUGUUUGCAAUGGACCGACAGUACUUCCAUGAGCUCGGGCAGUACGACCCAGGGAUGGACAUCUGGGGCGGGGAGAACCUGGAGCUGUCAUUCAGGAUCUGGAUGUGUGGUGGACAGCUGCUCAUCGCUCCCUGCUCCAGAGUGGGACACAUCUUCAGGAAGCGGCGUCCGUACGGUUCUCCUGGAGGCACCGACACCAUGGCCCACAACUCCCUGAGGCUGGCCCACGUGUGGAUGGAUGAGUACAAGGAUCAGUUCCUGUCCCUGCGGCCUGACCUGAUUGGUCGGUCCUUCGGGGACGUCAGUGAGCGUGUGCAGCUGCGGCGCCGGCUCCAGUGUCGCUCCUUUAAGUGGUUUUUGCAGAACAUUUACCCCGAGAUGUUCAGCUCUGCGGGCCAGAAAAAGAACGGCCCCAUGGUGCAACAGCGCCCCCUGAGGAGACCCAGGAUACUGCAGCGAGGACAGCUGAAGAAUGUUGGCUCUGGUUUGUGUCUCGUGGCUCAAGGUCGAACGUCACAGAAAGGGGGCGCUGUGGUGCUGAGGUCAUGUGACCCACGGGACCAAGACCAGGUCUGGGCCUUAGAUGAAGAUGGGCAGCUGGUCCUGGCUGGUCUCUUGUGUUUAGACGUGUCUGAAGUCCGGACCUCGGAUCCUCCCAGACUGAUGAAGUGUCACGGCUCCGGAGGUUCUCAGCAGUGGAGUCUGAAGUCCCACCGCUUGUACCAGGUCUCUGUGGGACAGUGCCUCUCACUCCAAGAGCCGGCUGGACCCAAAGGCUACGUUAGUGUAGCGAUCUGCAACCAAUCAGAAGCCCAGCAGUGGAGCCUGGAGGUGUGA
Knipowitschia caucasica is the source of this 1710-nucleotide messenger RNA. Lineage: Eukaryota; Metazoa; Chordata; Actinopteri; Gobiiformes; Gobiidae. The record is from the annotation of a GenBank genome assembly.